AUGCGGACAUGUUUGUCAUUAGUCAAACUACAUAAGACCCAAACGACUCUUCGGAGAGGUUCAGAGGAAGGAGGUGGAGUCAGAUUCACCGCAAUCAGGUCGCAGGUAAUCCUAGAAUUGUUGGCGUUCAUGUUUAGGAGGGAAAUUACCAGUAAUGCCCUCCGUUUUGUUCGAUAUUCAAAGAAAUGCUUCACCUGCAAGAAUAGUGGCAUGGACCAUGCUGUCAAGGAGCUCAACAUGGAAAUGGAAUCAGUAUUUGGCAAACCCCCAUGUUCCACAAGCCUUGAUGCCAUGAACCACACAACCUUAACUGAAGAACCGAAGGCGGAAAUGACAGAGACCCAACCUGGUCUAACCCAUGUUGACAGCAAAGGGAGAGCACAAAUGGUUGACAUCUCCAAAAAAAAUCCAGAUAGCCGCAGGGUUGCUACGGCUUAUUGCAAAGUUUCUCUUGGCCGAGAAGCCUUCAGUUUGGUGGCCUCAAACCAAUUAUCAAAGGGAGAUGUUCUCAGUGUUGCCAAAAUUGCAGGCAUUUGUGGCGCUAAGCAGACUAGUAGCUUGAUACCUUUGUGCCAUAACAUAACCUUAGAGAGUGUUCAGGUUGAUUUGAGGCUGAAUGAGGAGGAUUGGACAGUCGAGAUUGAAGGAGAAGCAGCCACUACCGGGAAAACGGGGGUGGAGAUGGAGGCGAUGACAGCGGUGGCUAUCGCGGGUCUCACAGUAUACGAUAUGUGUAAGGGGGUGUCGAAGGGUAUAAGGAUCGAGGGCAUCGAGCUACGACACAAGAGUGGGGGCAAAAGUGGAAAUUGGUCUCGAGAAUAAUACUUUUGCCUUUGUUUUUUUUAGCAGUGGAUGAUCUUGGAGGGUGGAUUUGGUGCAGAGAUGGUAGAAUCUUGUGAGGCUGAACAGUCUCAGAUGCAUUCAAAUGCAGUGCAAUGUAAACUGAUAGCAAGUAGAAAGGCUGACGUACAUAGGAGAAGAGGGUGUUUUAAGCAUGGCAAUUACAGUACCUGUUCAUAUCUUGCAUGGAUGUAAACAGGUCCUUGGACUGUACAAUGUCAUUGUCAGAUGACCAUAAAAAACUUUCAUGGAUUUUGAGCCAAAGAAAACAGCACCAGCAGUCUGUUAUCCACUUUCAACGGUCAAUGGAUUUUUAUAUCCACGAUGUAAAAGUGUUAUCAUAUACUUUCCCUUAAUCGCUUAUUACUUCAGUACUACAUGUAAAGUGACGAGAGCAGAGGAGAAUAUUUUGCCCAACUUCAGAGAUAAAGAACUUUCAUACCUUCAGAA
Molecule: messenger RNA, 1290 nt
Organism: Amborella trichopoda
Lineage: Eukaryota; Viridiplantae; Streptophyta; Magnoliopsida; Amborellales; Amborellaceae
Gene: CNX3
Product: cofactor of nitrate reductase and xanthine dehydrogenase 3
Biological process (GO): Mo-molybdopterin cofactor biosynthetic process
Source: RefSeq, a predicted model, not a curated record